AUGACGGCCGACGCACGGCGCCGAUCCCACGGAAGUGAUCAUUACCGUCUGAAGACGACGUCGACGACCGCCACCUCCGCCGUUAUCAUCGUCGCCGUCAUCGCAGCGAUGGCCGUCGCGGCGGCACGCGCCACCACCACCUUUGAGGGUGGCGAGACGGCCACAGAGCCGCCCGACGACUCGGUGUACAUGAUCGAAGAGGUGGCCGCGUGGAACGCGACGGCCGCUGCCGCUGGUGAUUACGAUUACGAUUACGAUUCGUCCACCGCGGACGCCCUGCAGAUGCCCGGUGGCCGCUAUUCGCCGAAACCGGAAAAGACCAUUGCACCUCGCGUGGACGCCAGCACCGCUGUGCCUGCCGCCACCAUCACCGUCCUGGUGCCAGCAGCCACCGUCACGGAAGUACCUUUCACUAACGCCACUGCCACUACCGUCUCCACUGUCACUACUACCGCCACUACAGCCUCCACUGUCACUACUACCGCCACUACAGCCUCCACUGUCACUACUACCUCCACUACCGUUUCCGAUACAACGGCAGCCUAUUCUACCACGACCACGAAGGUCCGGCCGUCCACGUCCGAGACCACGGUCGUUACAGCCACCGACGCCCCAACGUUUCUGACGGCCACCACUGAGUCCGUGGUGUUGAUGCAAAUCGCCAGUCCACUGGGCUAUGGAGUGACGAACGUCACCACCGUCAUCACUACUCCCUCACCAACGAUUCCGAAUUCUUCGGCGCCGCUGCUGCAGUGUCGGUGGUGGAUUGCAACCUUAUUGCUAUCGCUUGCCUUCGUCGCUACCGUCGCUUCAUAA
This is a messenger RNA of Macrosiphum euphorbiae (potato aphid), 816 nucleotides long. The record is from the annotation of a GenBank genome assembly. NCBI's taxonomy places the organism in Eukaryota, Metazoa, Arthropoda, Insecta, Hemiptera, Aphididae.